AUGGCAAGCCAGGCUGCUCAAAUGCCGUCCAUCGGCUCCAGCGUUGCUCCCGCUGUUAAGGCCCAGGCGACCGACGCCGCCUCGAAGCCCAAGGUGCGCCAACAACACCAAAACUCCGGAGGUGGUAGUUAG
Chaetomium globosum CBS 148.51 is the source of this 132-nucleotide messenger RNA. RefSeq lists its product as uncharacterized. The record is from RefSeq and is a predicted model, not a curated record. The transcript is spliced from 2 exons. The coding region runs from base 1 to 132 and encodes 43 amino acids. Lineage: Eukaryota; Fungi; Ascomycota; Sordariomycetes; Sordariales; Chaetomiaceae.